AUGGCUCAUUCGGUAAGGAAACGUAGCGUUUUGAAUAUAUGUUUACGAUAAUUGCAGAUCAAAGACUGCAUUUAGUUUUUGAAUAUAUGUUUACAAUAGUUUUAGAUUAAUAUGUUUAUGAUAUUUCUAGAUUAAUAUGUUGGAUCUUAUCAAAGCUUGUGAAGCUGAAAGUGAACUCGACUUUCUCCAAGAGUCGUUUAUGCUCACUGAUGAGCAGAAGGAAGCUGUUCUUCAACAACGUAUAAUAUUUUGGACGAACGCGAUGGCCGAAGAUAUUGAACGGGAGAAUCCGGUUGGAGUUGACCCUGAUAUGAUGGCAAACUGGACCGAGGAUCAACGUCGCCUGUUCAACGAAGACUGGGCCAAUGAUGAUGGUUUAUGCGAACUCGAACAGAUGCCUGAACCGCCAGAAAACCAAAUAGGUGAAGGGAGCAAGCGAAGGCACGCCAGUGAUCACGCCAGUGAUCACGCCAGUGAUCACGCCAGUGAUCACGCCCCCUCAAAACGCCAAAGACCAGAGGAGUAUUUCACUAUUAAAUCAGCCAAGCAAGUCAACGUGAGGAAAUUCAGGACGACAG
Molecule: messenger RNA, 578 nt
Organism: Paramuricea clavata
Lineage: Eukaryota; Metazoa; Cnidaria; Anthozoa; Malacalcyonacea; Plexauridae
Source: the annotation of a GenBank genome assembly